Molecule: messenger RNA, 891 nt
Organism: Salvia splendens (bonfire salvia)
Lineage: Eukaryota; Viridiplantae; Streptophyta; Magnoliopsida; Lamiales; Lamiaceae
Exons: 1
Coding region: 1-891 (296 amino acids)
Biological process (GO): negative regulation of abscisic acid-activated signaling pathway
Source: RefSeq, a predicted model, not a curated record
AUGGAAGCCCUCGACAUCAAGCUCAAGCCAUAUGAUGUAUCGGAACCCCUCAGCAAGGAGCCAUGCCACUCGGAUGGCUCGGUCACCUCGGAUGAAUCUUCUACGCGAGCUAGAAGUUAUUUGACCGACGAUGUAGAAGGCACAGGACACGAGACUCUCACGGCUUGUGUCUUUCUAGAUAUCAAACAUGAAGAGCCGGAAAGCCCAACUUCAAAGGAAGAAUGCACAAGAUACGAAACAGACACGUCUCGUGUCUCACUAGAUCUCAAGCUAGCCAGUGAUCAGGACGAGGGGACGAGUCCUAGAGAAUCCAACGACCUAGAGCAGUUGGCGAAAAAAACUUUCUCCUGCAAAUUCUGCAGGAGGGAGUUUUCGACCUCCCAAGCACUGGGAGGCCACCAAAACGCCCACAGGCAAGAGAGGGCGGCGGUCAAGCACCGCCACAAAAUGGUGGACGCGGCCGUGGCCGGUCCCACGCGGAUACAAUAUGGCCACCCAUACUACCCCUACUUAGCAUACCCUAACUUCAAUAGGUCGAUUGGGGUUAGGGCACAAUCGAUGAUUCGAAAACCCUACUCCAACUACAGUCAAGCGAUGGCGCGACAUCUCGCCCAGGAAAAGAUGUCUAGGGCUUACUUGCUAAGGCCUUCACCAUCAAUGCAAGUUGAUGGAUCUCUGAAUUUAAGAGGAAACCCUAAUCAACGGCUGGGAUUGAGGGAUGGUGGAUUUCUGAGUUUAGGAGGAAACCCUAAUUCUGCCGCUAUUAAGGAUGUGGCAAUUGAUAACGGUCAUCAAUGGCUUGGAUUGGGAGUUGGUGGCGGUGGCGGUGGCGGUGGCGGUGGCGAUCAACAAGAAGCUGCAAAAGAACUUGACUUGGAGCUUAAGCUGUGA